AAGAAGAAUAAGAAGACGGCGGAGAUCCAGAGUGUAUCUAAUAUUCCUCAUCAACAAUCUAUUCUUCAUACGAGCUUUCUGUCUCAGCCUUCCCGAUCAUUCUAAAUUGUCUCACAGUUGCCGUCGAUCAGACUUCCAGACUUUUCGAUACAUUAUCUUUAACCGGCGAAACUAUUUGUUUGAUGGUACGAUUAUCUACCAUGUCAGAGGUACAUGAACGACCAAAAGUUACAGAUUCGCGUCAUCAUACUGUGCGUGAAGCACGACACGAGGAUAUCCCGUUAUUAGCAGACGUUGAGCGAUCAGCAGCUGAAUUAUUCACAUGUUUCAACGUUCCCGUUGGUGAUUCCGUCUUAGAUCCAUCAUUAUUAACGACCAUGUUGAAAGAUCAUCAUCUUUGGGUCGCUGUCAACAGUGAAGACAAACCCGUGGGAUUCAUUGGAGGCUUCAAAAUUGAUGGUAAUUUCCAUGUGGCCGAAGUCUCGGUUGGUAGGGAUAGUCAAAAGCAGGGAAUCGGGAAUACUUUGAUGAACAGAAUGAUGGCAGAUAUAGGAAAGGAGGGAUUUCCGGCAAUUACUCUCACCACCAACAUGGUUCUUCCAUUCAAUCGUCCUUGGUAUCAAACUUUGGGAUAUAUUGAGCUCAAAGCUAAAGAUAUUGGCAAGGAAUUGGCUCUUUUGAUUGAGGAAGAAUCACUUCACCUUGACCAUACCACUAGGUGUGCUAUGAGAAAGGACAUCUUCUGAACUUGGAGUAGGACGAAUCCUUUCUCUUUCUAGAACGCCACCCGCCGUAGAUGACCGAAUUAUAGACGGACGGUGUGCAGUUGUCUAAAAAUAUGGUACAUUGAUGUUCCAUAUUUCUCGAAGCAAUUCUUCAUCGAGCCCAAACAAACAACACGGGGAGAACCGCGCCACUUGAAUUAUCUGUCAGGGAUCAGCUGAACUGAUCACAACUGUACCAUGCUAUUAGAGGUCGUAUAACUUGAUAUCUUACAGUCCGAACUCAGGGAGAACUUACAGAUUUUCCACGCGGAUGUCGGCGUCAGGGAAAAAUCAUCGACGCAAUAUCAGGAAUAGAAAGAGUGGCGCAAAUAUUUUCCAAUCAGCAG
Messenger RNA from Sclerotinia trifoliorum, 1111 nucleotides. NCBI's taxonomy places the organism in Eukaryota, Fungi, Ascomycota, Leotiomycetes, Helotiales, Sclerotiniaceae. The record is from the annotation of a GenBank genome assembly.